Aedes albopictus (Asian tiger mosquito) is the source of this 1430-nucleotide messenger RNA. Its product is annotated as zinc finger protein 37. The coding region runs from base 96 to 1370 and encodes 424 amino acids. Gene Ontology annotation, molecular function: zinc ion binding; chromatin insulator sequence binding. Gene Ontology annotation, cellular component: chromosome; nucleus. The transcript is spliced from 2 exons. Gene Ontology annotation, biological process: regulation of transcription by RNA polymerase II. Lineage: Eukaryota; Metazoa; Arthropoda; Insecta; Diptera; Culicidae. The record is from RefSeq and is a predicted model, not a curated record.
GCACGCCGGCUAGCUGUCAUAACACAACAUUUUAUAUUAAAUAUUGGUGUUGUUUAAGCCGUGAAUUUAAUUCACAAAAAAUAUAUUUCACAAUAAUGAGUGCUAAAGCAGAGUCUGUCCCUAGCGAUGACCCAAACGCUUACUGCCGGCUUUGUUUUUCUGGUCGCAAUUUGGUUGCUCUACUGAGCUAUGACGAAGAACGUCGUCAGUAUUUCUUAGAUGAAAUAACAAAUUGCACUGGUAUCAAGUUCGAAGCAGUUGAAAGUCAACCCUGUUCAAUUUGCUGGAAAUGUGCUGUGGCUGUGGAAGAUUAUCAGUUGUUCCGGAAACGGUGCUUAGCAAACGAUGUCAUCAUUCGAAGCAAGUACCCCAGUUCAACCACAACAGUUAAGCAUGGUACAGAUGAGUGGCUCAUAUCAAUACCUGCUUCGGAGCUUCCUUCAGAUUUGAACGACGAGGAAAGCAUGGAUGAGCCACUGGUUGAACCAAUGACCAAAAGGAAAACAAGAUCGAAAACUAAUCGUGGCAAGUUUAGCAGUAAAAAGAUGGAUGAGCUGAAUAAAGGUGAAUCGCAAUCGACAAAGUCCACUACAUGUCAAUUAUGCAAACAUGACUUCGUCUCACGACAAUCGCUAUAUGCCCAUUUCAAGGAGCAGCAUUCAGAACGCGGUCGACCUCACAAGUGCCAUUUGUGCGAAGCGACUUUCAAAAGAAAAAGCCAUCUAACGGAUCAUGUGUCGUCUCACACCGGGGAGGUAAGCUAUGCUUGUGAAGACUGUGGCACAAAAUAUUCGAAAGCAAAGUCGCUUAGCCGUCAUCGUAGAGCGUGUCAUAUGGAACGUCCAUCGAAUACAAAACCAGCAAACCGGCAGCCGCUUUCUACAGAUGGACAGUACAAAUGCAACUACUGCCCAAAAACGUUCAAACACAGGCCUUCGCUGAACUUCCACAUCAAGACCCAUAACGAAGUGUUGCCCUUCGUGUGUAUUCUGUGCGAUACUCGAUUUGCCACUAAGAAAGGAAUGUUAGUUCAUAGAGGCAAGUAUCAUCCAACCCCGAUGGAUGCCUUCAAGCCAAUUACGCCAUCGUCUCUAGAGCCCAAGAAAAGUCUCCAGUGCUCGUUUUGUGAUCGUUCUUUCGAUCAGCGGAAUUAUUUGACGCAGCACCUGAAAUUUAUGCACCCAAACGAGUUUGUUGAUAUGAAUGAGAAGGAAGAAUCAGAGGAAGCUAGACAAGAGACACAAGGGGACACUGAAGGACAGCAUGAAGUUAAUGUUGAGGAGGCAGAUGUGGCCAUAAAGGUUGAAGUAGAGGAGAACGAUCCAAUUUGUGAUGAUUCUUAUAAUGAAAAUGUAUCUGAAAUGUUGUAAAUAUGUCUGAGACGAAUAUUUAUGAAACAAAAAUAUAAAUAAAAACAAAAUAAAAUUGAA